CACACAAUUAACAGCAAUUUAACAGUGAGAAAUCACCACAUACAAAAUUGAUGAUUUCUAAAUUGCUACAACCAACUUUUUUUUCCCCGAUAAUUAACUCAUCAUAAUCACUUUCGCUGGUUAAUUGUUCAGCAUCAUCAUCAUUAGUGAUAAUAACAAUUGUAAUUGAUCAUCAGUGAAAAAUUUAAAUUAUUGUCAACCUUUCAAUUGUUCAAUCAACAGUAAUAUAAUGAUUAAUGUAAAGUUGAUUGUGAUUCUUAAUUAGUCACCAUUAAAAAUUGUAAAUGAAAACAAUCAAAUGAUUGAUUAUCGGCCAUCAUCAUCUGUUAUACACUCUAAUUACAAUUAACUGACCCAAUAUGCUUAAUUAGUGACAUAAUUUAAUUCUCAAUAAUUUAUUCAUCUUUCGGUUGAUUAACUAAAUUAAACUAAAUCAUCUCAAUGCCUGUUGCAGCGACAACUUAUUUCAUUUUUAGUUUAUUAACAAUUACACCAUUGGUGACGUUAUUUUUUAAUCAACCAACUAAAUUACAAGAGACCGAUGGAUCCAAGAAACACUCUGACUUGAAUAGUAACAAUCAAACUAAUGUUUGUAAAUCAUCACUUUGUAUCUCAGAAGCUCGCCGGAUAUUGGAAUCGAUUGACGAUAAAAUCGAUCCUUGUCAAGAUUUUUAUCAAUUCGCUUGUGGAAAUUGGUUGAAAACUAAUCCAUUGCCUACUGAUAGAUUAAAAUGGUCUCCAUUGGAUAAGCUAGAGAUUAGAGUAAAAAGACAAAUUAAAGCUUUGUUUGAAAAUGCUGAGGAAAAAAAUUUAACAUGGACACCCUAUUCAACUGCAAUUAACAUUUACGAGAGAUGUUUGAAUAAAGAGAAAAAUGAAUCAAAUCAACCGUCUCAUCAUGAAUAUAAAUCAUUGAAAAGGUUAAUCAAACGAAUCGGUGGUUGGCCUAUGGUCCAGUCGAAAUGGGAUUCAAAUCGUUUCGAACCCGAAAAUACCUCAACUCUUUUACGAACCAUGUAUGGACUCAACUGGAUCUUCGGUAUCUACCUGUUCACAGAGGGACAAGGUGACAAAUUGCAAACCUUUCUCCUCUUGGACUCUCCAUCAUUUGGCGUUGAACGUAAAUAUCUGUCCAGUUACACGAAUAACAUGAGACUGACCUCUAGGCAAUUAAAUCCAUAUCGUUGGUAUAUUGAAUCAUUGGCUCGAUUGGUGAAAGAUGAUGGUGUUAAUGAGAAACAAUGGUCAUCGGAAAUUAAUCGAAUAAUGACCUUUGAAGCUUCUCUAUUGGAGAUAACUACUGAUAUGGAUAAUAAAGUUCAUCGGUCAGUUAGUGUUGAGAAUUUGGUCAAUUAUUAUCCAAAGAUCAGAUGGUUUCCUUUGAUUAAACAAAUUCUGGCCUCUAAUAAUAUCCCGUUCUCACCGGAUAUGGUCAUUCUGGUCAACGAUCACAAUUAUUAUCUCCAUUUGGGUGAUGUAUUGAGAAAAACACCUAAACGUGUAAUUGCUAAUUACCUUGGGUGGAGGGUCGCUGAACAUUAUGGUGUAUAUUCAUCGGAAGAAAUUCGAAAUAUUCGAUUUCAAUUUGAUCGAGCUUUUCUUGGAGUUCAACAACAGCCUGAACGAUGGGAAUUCUGCUACGAUAUGGUCUCAUCUCGAUUACCUUUCAUCAUUGGUCGUCUUUAUGUAGAUCAUUAUUUCAAUGAAAAAUCUCGAGACGAUAUGUCCAAAUUGAUCGGAGAAACGAAGCGACAGUUACGAUACCAAUUAGAGGACAGUAACUGGCUUGAUGCUUCAACGAAACGCGAAGCACUGGAUAAGUUGUCUCAUAUGAUCGAGAUUGUCGGUUAUCAGGACUGGAUCAAAGAAAAUGAUCAAUUGGAAAGUUAUUAUUUCGAGAUUGAAAAUAUUCGAUCGGAAGAUCUUCUAGAUGAUAUUCUACUCAUGGAUAAGGCCAAAACAUUCCGUGAAUUUUCAGAAUUAAAUCAAAUAAUUGGAAGAGAGCAAAUGCAUGUAAUGUCACCGACUGAUGUAAAUGCUUACAAUUACCUUCGUCGAAACCUUCUAUCUUUUCCUGCAGCUUUGCUUCAAAAUCCUUUGUAUACCUACGGAUUACCUGCAGCUCUUAAUUAUGGUGGAAUCGGUUGGAUUAUCGGCCAUGAGAUUAUCCAUGCAUUUGAUAGUGAUGGUAAACGAUUCGAUAAGUUUGGUAAUCUAAGAAAUUGGUGGUCAAAUAGUACAUUUCAAACUUAUCUGAAAAAAUCACGAUGUUUUCUUGACCAAUACGCUCAACCCAUUGGUAUGGUGGGUUAUGGCGGAGUGGGCAAUGGUGGUGGUGUUGGUGGUGGUGGAGGGACUAUCACUGAGAGUGGUAAUAGUGUAAUGACUUUAAGUGAAAACAUUGCAGACACUGUUGGCUUGGAAUUGGCUUUCUCAGCAUUCAAGGCAAACCUUAAUUCCCAAGAAACAAUAAGAUCAAGCAGAGAUGCCAAUCGAGGUAACUACAACAAUCAAUUGACAAAACGCUCAUCAAAUGACACCAAUCACUAUUUACCUCCACAAUUGAUUAACUUUACUCCUGAACAAUUAUUUUUCCUCUCCUUUGCUCAGAUUUGGUGUACUAAUCAGACCACUGAGAAUGAACAAGUUCGAGGGCAAUCUCGACAUAGUUCAGAGAAAAUUCGAGUUCUUGGUCCACUUCGAAACUCGGUUGACUUUGCGAAAGCUUUUAAUUGUAAACAAUCAACACCCAUGGCCUUUGAUCAACGUUGUACUUUAUGGCGCUAAUCAAGUUGGACAAUGAAUUGAACCUCAACAAUUAACAAUCAUGACGAUAAAAUAAACUAGCGAUUAAAUUUGACAAUAACAAUUUGAUUCUCAUAAUCA
Molecule: messenger RNA, 2886 nt
Organism: Panonychus citri (citrus red mite)
Lineage: Eukaryota; Metazoa; Arthropoda; Arachnida; Trombidiformes; Tetranychidae
Product: neprilysin-1-like
Exons: 14
Coding region: 442-2787 (781 amino acids)
Biological process (GO): protein processing
Cellular component (GO): plasma membrane
Molecular function (GO): metalloendopeptidase activity
Source: RefSeq, a predicted model, not a curated record